ACCAACCUUCCUCACAUUUUCUUCACAAACCAAAACCAACCUCCAUGGAUUCAGCUAAAUCCAGCAACAAAAUCACAGACACAGUUGCUCUUCAGCAGAUUUUUCAGAAGUGGAAAAAAUUCGCCAUAACUCAAAAAACCAAAAUCAACCAACUGAAGAAAACCUUCUCCUUCUCAGAAACGUCAUCAGAGCUGAACAGCAAUGUUCCCAAAGGCUAUUUUGUGCUGUGCGUUGGAACACAGAUGAAGAGAUUCAGAGUUCCAAUGGAGUUUUUAGAGAACAAAGCUUUCCAAGUUCUUCUUCAGGAAGCUGAAGAGGAGUUUGGGUUUCAGAACGAAGGAGUUCUGAGAAUUCCUUGUGAUGUUGCCAUGUUUGAGAAUGUGGUUAAAAUUGUGGAUAAGAAGAAGAAUAAGGUCGUGGUUCGUCAGUGCUUGUCUGAGGCUGAUCUGAGUCAUGUUUGUUUGUUGCAGGAGGAAAUGUGCUGGUGAAAAGUAAGGGAAGAAUCAGGCAAGAUAGGUGU
Phalaenopsis equestris is the source of this 520-nucleotide messenger RNA. RefSeq names its product auxin-induced protein 6B-like. Gene Ontology annotation, biological process: response to auxin. The transcript is spliced from 2 exons. NCBI's taxonomy places the organism in Eukaryota, Viridiplantae, Streptophyta, Magnoliopsida, Asparagales, Orchidaceae. The coding region runs from base 45 to 488 and encodes 147 amino acids. The record is from RefSeq and is a predicted model, not a curated record.